Musa acuminata subsp. malaccensis (wild Malaysian banana) is the source of this 924-nucleotide messenger RNA. NCBI's taxonomy places the organism in Eukaryota, Viridiplantae, Streptophyta, Magnoliopsida, Zingiberales, Musaceae. The record is from RefSeq and is a predicted model, not a curated record.
CUUCAUCUCUUGUAUUUGUUCUCCCUCUUCCUCAUCUUCCACUGCUCUCCAUCCCUCGUCGGAGCUUCUUAAUCUCCCUCUCGAUUUCCUUGUGUUUGUAUUGUACUUGCUAACUAGAGAAGGGACAUGGGCUGCACCCAAAGCUCAAGCAAGGCGUCACCGCCGAAGGACUGCGUGCGGGUGAUCCACAUGACCGGCUACGUGGAGGACGUGAAGGCGCCGGUGACGGUGGCCCAGAUCAGGAGGAGGAGUCCUCCCAAUGACGUGCUCUACUCCUACGACUACCUCACCACCUUCGGCUCCAACCAUCUCCGGCCCGACGAUCAGCUCCAGCCGGGCCGCCUCUACUUCCUCCUUCCCCAGGACGUCAUCCGCUCCGAGGCCUCCGCCGUCGAUGUCGCCAACCUCAUGAACCGCCUCGUCGCCGCCGCCAAGAAGCGCGGCUCGGCCCCGCCAGUCGUCACCCUACCGAGCCGGUCGCGGCCCCCGGCGUGGAAGCCGAACCUCGACUCGAUCGAGGAGCAGCCGAACGACAGCGACAUCGAGUCGAACGACGGGAACAGCAGUUUCUGGUCGUCCUCCAGGGAAACGUGAAAGACCGGCAAAGGAAGCAACUGUCUCUCUUUGAAGCCAACAUUAUACUGAGGUAGGCCAUUGAAUCGGAACAAAGAACAUUCCAUUCUUAAAUCUUUUCUGUUGUUUCAUCAAACUUAAUCAAUCCAAGCAAAGCUGAGCAUGACCAAUCUGACAUGAUCGUAUCGAGCUUUCACCCGCGCGACAGCGAUAUCAGAAUCUAUGUUCUUGAGUUCUGAUCCCAACCACCCAUGAAAAGAAAGAUAGUGUGUCAUCUAGGCUUCACGUGAAGCAUAUGGUUUGCGUGACAGUAGAUUACUGUGUUCAUAGCUGUCUUCUUUCAUCAAAGCU